AAGCAAAGCCUGAGAAGGAAAACUUAGGUCAAUUUUCGCGGGUCUAAUAUAUUGGAUUUGGCGCCAUCACAGAUCACUGUGUAAAGGCAAACCCCUCACAUUCAUUUCUUACUGCCUUUGUUUAUCACUCUUCUCUUCAUUCAUCUCACCAUUAAGCAGUUAAGCAUCGUCUGCAGCUGAAAGCAUGGAUAAAGACGAAGCUCUACAAAUUCCCAGAAGAUUGACCAGAUCUUCAGCCUCAUCUUCUGCAUCUACAUCAAAUAGUGCAGCUGCAGCAAAAGUAAACAAUAGCCUUGAGCCCCUAACAGUUAAUGACCUUUUAGUUGGAGGAGAUCCCAUCAGCCUAGAUUCUAUAAUUUCUAGCUUUCCUGGUAGAAGUAACCAGAUUCUUGAGAUUUUGCGUCUUUUGGGACCUCUGAAUUCACCAAUGCUUCCUUUAUUUGUGUAUGGCGGUUCUUCCACUGGAAAAUCAAGCAUAAUUCUUCAAUUAUUCAGGCAUCUCAACCGGCCUCUUGUUUAUUCUAGUUGCAGGACAUGUUAUAACCAACGUAUCUUGUUCGAAUCUAUUCUAAAUCAGUUACUUCUACAUAGGAAAAAUGCUUCCAAUGGUUAUUCAAAUGCAAAGCGCUGUGAAAGACCAUCUGAUUUUAUCAAUUUUCUUCGGGAAGCAUUCACCAAUAUUAUAAACAAUAUGAAGGAGAAAUCAGAGAAGUUGAUCUCAAAUAAGAUGACACAAGGGGGAAUUGGAAAUAUGAUCUACUUGGUAUUUGAUAAUUUUCAGCUUGUUAGGGAGUGGGAUAAGAGUUCUACUAUAUUGCCUUUACUGUUUAAUCUUUAUGAUCUACUAAAGAUGCCUGAGGUGGGUCUAAUUUUUAUCAGUACUACUUCCCCGGAUACCUUUUAUACUAACAUGGGUUAUGUGGAGCCCAUCCCCAUUUACUUUCCUGAUUACACAGAAGGAGAUAUUCGUCAAAUAUUAUUGAGAAACCAAGCAAACCAGAAGCUGUAUUCUUCAUUUUUGGAUGUUGCUCUGAGGCCUUUCUGUAGAAUUUCUGGGCAGGUUGGUGAUUUGUCUACUGCCUUAAAGCCUCUAUAUGAAAAAUAUUGUGAGCCUUUAAGUGAUAAGGGAGUUGUGCCUAAUGAAGAGAUGAAGCGAAGGCUGUUCAGUCAUAUCAAGCCUCAUAUUGCGUCCUCUUUGAAUGAGAUAUUUAAGGUUUCAUCUAUUCCUUCAACUGAAGUUGAGAUCCGUAAAGAGAAAAAGCGGAAGGAGAAUCCCAAGAGUUUGGAGCAAUUUGAAGAAAUUGGCAAUCUAGAUUUUCAUAUGUCUACUAGUGCAAAGUAUCUUCUGAUUUCAGCAUUUCUUGCCUCUAGAAACCCAGCUACUCUUGAUGCUUCACUGUUUGAUUCCAAAGGUGGUUCUGAUAAUCGAAAGCGUAAGAGGAAGCCCUCUGAGAAAGUGCUGGAACAGAAGGAAAGUUUAGAAGAGGAACUACUGAUGAAAGGACCUGGAACUUUCCCAUUGGAAAGGUUGUUAGCCAUAUUUCAAUGUAUUGUAUCAGUUGCAGAAGAGCCAUCCGAUGAGGAGGAACUAAAUGAUGGAUUAGGAGUUCAAGGUGGAAAUGGUGGACUGAUGUCCGAUGUUCUUUUGCAGCUAUCCAGUCUUUGCAAUGCUAACUUUAUAUUCAAAGGACGAAGCUGCCCAAUUGAAGGCACAACUCGGUAUCGAUCGACCAUAUCUGAAGACCUGGCUUUGAAGGUUGCAAGGAGCCUCAAGUUCCCGUUAUCAAAGUAUUUGUAUAGAAGAUAGCAGUCUUUGGCAUUUACACUUCACUAAGCUUGGUUGUCAAACUUUUUUUCUGGUAGAUCUGCCAAUAGUGUAUAUAACCUCUACUGUGGCCAGCGGUUAUCAACAUGAAUGACUGGAAUCCCCUAAAAAUCCUCGACUGAUAGAAUGGACAAUUGUAAUCAUGGAAGUUCAUGGAUGGAUGGAGUGAGUAUUUUACAGUGAACAUCUGAGUUAUUAGGGAUUUUUGUUUAUUGCUCUAAAAGGGUUUUGAAAUAUUGUGGAUUGUAAGUAGCAAAGAUCCUGAAAUCAUGACUUAACGGAUAUAAAAUUGUAAUAUAGCACAAAGUUUAGUGCCAAAUUUCAUAGUAACAAUCUUGAUGUCCUAAAAGGAAUGCCACCGCAUUUGAUGGAUGCUUAAUGUGGAGGAAUUGACAGUUCUUUC
Molecule: messenger RNA, 2228 nt
Organism: Abrus precatorius (Indian licorice)
Lineage: Eukaryota; Viridiplantae; Streptophyta; Magnoliopsida; Fabales; Fabaceae
Product: origin of replication complex subunit 5
Exons: 5
Coding region: 185-1807 (540 amino acids)
Biological process (GO): DNA replication initiation; DNA replication
Cellular component (GO): nuclear origin of replication recognition complex; nucleus
Molecular function (GO): DNA replication origin binding
Source: RefSeq, a predicted model, not a curated record